GCGUACACACGGGAAAAAAAUUAUUUUGUUAUCAUCAUGUCGUCAGCGUACACAUCAUUUUCUGGAUAGAUAAUUUUACCGAUUACAGCCAUGGAGACGAUUGCCAGCUACCUCCACCCCGCCGCUUGGGAGAUGCAGUGGCUCUGCAAAGGAGUAAACCCUCAAUUCCCUGGUAACGGAGGUCCGGAAUGCGCCAGCUACUUGGGUUUCACGCAACGCAUCCUAGAGACAAUACUCGUGCUGUCCGUUUGCGCGUUUGAAAUGUGGAUAACGUGGCCCUACCUUAAGAUCCCAACGAGUACGCUACAGGCGGUGGAACGCCACAGACAAUCGGGACGGGGAGAAACGGGAAAGCGUGUGCUGCUGAUCGCGCUAUGUAUAGUGUUAGGUGUGGAACUCGGACUGAAGUUUGCCACAAAGACAGUCAUCUAUAUGAUGAACCCUUGCCAUGUAAUAACCAUUGUGGAGAUCUUUCUGUUAGCGAUGCCUCCCAGCAAGAUGACUUUAAUAGUGUUCCGAUUUCUCAUGUCGAUGCUGAGUGGUCCGUUUUUAGCAAUUAUCUUUCCAGUUCUCAACACUAGAUUUUUGUCCUGUGAGGUGGAGUGGUACUGGGUCCAGCAUAUCCUCAUCUACAUUAUUAUCCCACCAUUCUUAAUGAGUCAAGGAGGAGCCUACACCUGUGAACCGCUGCUUAACUUCUCCUGGUGUAUGUUCAGCACAGGAGCUCAGUUUGUCUAUCACUUUAUUCCUCUGCAGUUUGUUGGCAUGUAUCUUGAGGUCAACCUGAACAACAUGCUUUGUCCGGCGCUGACCGACCCUUUUCACGGGUCAUGGUAUCGUAUGUGCGCUCUCGUUCAUCAGCAUUUAUUACUGCCCGUACAUUUGAAAAUUUACACCGGUAUCAUGAGGCUGAUUCUGCCAGUGGCCCCUGACCCGGUGAAUGGUGAUAUUAGUAAAGAUAACUGAUUAAGCGGGCACUGC
Molecule: messenger RNA, 981 nt
Organism: Asterias rubens (European starfish)
Lineage: Eukaryota; Metazoa; Echinodermata; Asteroidea; Forcipulatida; Asteriidae
Product: transmembrane protein 164-like
Exons: 6
Coding region: 91-966 (291 amino acids)
Source: RefSeq, a predicted model, not a curated record